Molecule: messenger RNA, 3846 nt
Organism: Paramecium pentaurelia
Lineage: Eukaryota; Ciliophora; Oligohymenophorea; Peniculida; Parameciidae
Source: the annotation of a GenBank genome assembly
AUGAAUCAAUUUAAAAAAGCUGAAAGUUCUUCAUUAAUUUAAAAUUACUAUAUGGCAAGAGAACCUUUGUUAAAUGAAAGAUAAAAAUAUUUCAAUUCUAUUCUUCAAAAGUUAUAAUUGAAUAAUGAUGAUUAAGGACAAUUAAAAAUGAUAAUUGAUUAAACAAAUUAAAAAUUAGAAUUACCCAAUAGUUUGGAUUUAAAAUUUGCAUCAUCUAUUCCAUCUAUUAUUGAUGAAUAAAUUUAAUUUUUAAUCAUUAAUGAAACAAUUGAGACAGAUUCAUUAAAUGUGGAAUAAUUGCAAUAUCAAUGUAUUCCUGAUUAUAAUGUGAUAUAUUCCUUCUUAUGGAAAGAUAAUAUGGAGAGAGUAGAUUAAAUAUAUGAAUAUUUAUUUAAAUAAAUACAUGAAGAAUAAGAUGUUUUAAUUUAUUGUAAAAAUGUCAAUGAAAUAUAAUCAUUUGCAAAUAUAUUGGGAUACUUAGGUUAAAUAUAAAUUAGGUUGACACCAGAAUUUAAUGAAUUAUAUUAAAAACUUGAUUAAAGAAAAACUUAAUAAUACAAUCAUGUUAUUUAUUUACUUAUUGAACCAUAAUAUUUGGAAUCUUAAUGUAUAACUCUAAUUAUCCAUACAUAAUACAGAGAAAUUAGAAAACCAUACAUAAAAAACAGUAUCAUUUAUUAAGAUCAAUUAUUAUCAAGACAAGAUUUAAUAAUUAGAGAAAUACCAAAAUCUAAUUAAUUUGGAGUAUAAAUUGUAUACAAUUUUACAAAUGAAACUUAUGUUACUCUACCUCCAAAAGAAGUCAAAUUAGAAUUUAAUUAAUAAGAUAAUCAUAUUGAAUAAUUUGAUAAAUCAAAAAAUAGUGCUAUUAUUAAAGGUGCUUUGAAUAGUUCAGGUAUGUUAUUAUAAUAUAAACCUAAUUCAAAUUUAACUAUCAGAACUAGUCAAAUUUGGUCAAAUAAGGGUGAUGCUUAUUCAUGGAUAGAAAUAAUAGAUUAACUUGGAUCUUUUAUCAAUUCAAUUCUUCUUAAUACAGAUAUAGAUAUAAAUUAAAGCAUUUUUGAAUUUACUUAAUUAGAAAAGUGGUGUAAUUAGAAUCUAAUCAAUCUAUAUAAAGGAAUACUAAUUCUUCUUUAUGUUUAGUAAUUUUCUCAAAAAUAUGUAAAAUCAUUAAAAUAUUAUAGAAUUGUCCUUAAAUUAAUAUACUUAAUUUUGGUGCAUUGACUAUGGCACCAAUUAGAAGAUCAUCGAGUAUGUAAGUAGUUUAAGAAGACAAACCAUAAGUUGAAGAAUUAUUAAAAUUAAAUUUUCCUGUUGCAGAAUUAAGAGAAGAUAGAUUAUAUUAUAUUUAAGAUUAAAGUUUUAAACUAAAUUAAUUUUGCAUUUAAUAAUAAAAAGGAAGAUUAUAAUAACAUAUUCAUAUUUUAGCUUUAAAAGAAAAUUCAAUUUUAUGUCUCCAUAAUAAAAAUAGAAAAUAAUCUAUGAAUCAAAAAGAAAUAAUAUUUAAUAAUGUUUGUAAUGCAAUUUUAGAGGAACUAUGGAAAAAUUAAGGAAUUGAAAUAACUGAAUUAGAAAAUAAAUAUAAUUGUUCAAUAGAACCAAAUUUAAAUUUGAAUUUAAUAUCAAUUUAUUCUGAUGAUAAAAUAGAUAUGAGUGAAUUAUAAGCAAGAAUAGAUCAAAUUAAAGAAAAUCUAAAAACAUAAAUUAUAGAGAUCAAACAUAUAAGUGGAAAAAAAUUAAUUUUUUAGAGUGGAGCCAUCAUUAGUGAAUGGAUAAGGUAGCAUGAAUCUAAAGAGUUUAAAUUAGUAGGAUUACCACCAAAAAUAACAGAAAAAGAUAUUAAAGAAUUAUUUGAAGACUUUACUGUUAUAACUCAUCUUAAAUUAAAUUAUUUCGAAAAUGAAACUUAAGCUUAAAUUGUUAUUGAAGAUAAAGAUGACAUGCCUUAUAUUAUUUAAGGAUAUGAUUAAUCAGAGUAUUAAGAUAGAAUUAUUAGUGUUAUUACAGAAUAAAUUAAUGAUAAAUAAUAAUAAAUAAUUAAAUAAUAUAAAUACAUUUUGAAUAUAAUAUGGUAUGCCAAAUUAUGUUCAGGAGUCUGUACUGUGUUAUUUAAUGAAAUGUCUUAAGCUAAAUAAUGUUUAGAUUAAUUUAAUAAUUAGUUAUUAGAAGGAAAAAAAAUUAAAAUUACAUAAAUUGAUGAUUUCACUUUAAAAUUUUAGAAUUUAAGUUCAUUUACUACUGAAAUUGAUAUUCUUAUGUUGUGUGGUGGGAAAAAGCAUGUAAAAUUUAUUGAUUUAUAAUCAAAAAUUCUAUAAGAAACUAAGAAUGAUUAUUCACAAAGAAUUAUACAUUUAAUCAAUAGAAAUAUUGAAAGAAAUGAGAAAAAAGAUGUUGAUUUCAAUCAUACUCACUUGAUUAGAAAAACAGGAGGAAAAAGAAAAGCUAAAAUUCAAAUUUCGAGUAUUCAUACUAUGUAAAAAUUAUUAGAAAUUUUAAAUGGACAAAAAAUAUAAUUUGGAGUAAAUUUAGUGAAAAUAAAUAGUUAAGGUUAAUAUUAUUAAUUUCAUAAAAUUCCUAUCCAACUCAAACCCCAUAUUUUAAACAUUUUAAAGGAAUAUGAAAAAUUUAAUUUUAAGGUUACUUUCGAAUAAGGAAAUCAAUAAAAUAAAAUGGAAUUAGAGGUUAUCAUUCGUUCAUAAAAUAUAUUAAUACAUUAACAAUUAGAUCAAAUUUUAACUAAUUUCCUUUAAGGUUAUAAAAUUGAAUUGAAAAAUAAUGGAGAUUUUCUUUUUACUACUUUUGGAUAGAAUAAAUUAAAAGACUUUGAAAAAGUAGAUGGAAGUAUAUAUUUUAUGAUUGAUCAAUAUAAAAAAGUGAUUCGUGUAUGUUGUUAAAAAGACAAAUUAAAUGAAAUUACUGAUUAUGUCAAUUAAAUUACUUAAAUAGUUGUUUCUCAUAAAUUAAUUAUACCUCCAGGAGCAAUUAAAUAAUUAGUUGGGUUAAAAUGUUAAGGUCUUGAUAGUAUAAAAAAACAAUUUAAUUUGAUCUAGAUAAAAUACAAAUAACUGAGUAAAGAAUUGUAUUUAGAGGGAUCAGGUUAAAAUAUAUAAGAUGCUGUUGCUUGUAUUGAAUCUGUUGUUUCUUAAGAAAAUUUAGAAGGAGAAAUAGAUCUUAAUGAUGUAAAAUAAGCAGAAUGUCCUAUCUGUUUUGAUAAUAUUAAACAUAGCUAUUUAUUAUAAGGUUGUGGUCAUAAAUGUUGUUUAGAAUGCAUUUCUCUACAUUGUAAUAGUGUUUUACAAGAUGUUAAAUUAUUUCCUGUAAGAUGUCCAGUGUGCAAUGAAAAAAUGAUUCUAAAUGAUAUAUUGUAAAUAAUUGGUUAAGAAAACAAAGAUACUUUGAUAAAUUUGGCACUUAAUAAAUUUAUUUAGGAAAAUAAUUAAGAUUUAACAUACUGUUAUACUCCUGGAUGUAAUAAUUUUGAAUAAAUUUAAUAAAAAGAUAAAUCAAUAUGUUGUUCAAUGUGUUUAAAAUAAUAUUGUUGUUUAUGUAAAGUAAUUAUUUAAUAUAUGAGAGGCUUUAAGACAUCCUGGUUUAACAUGCGAGGAAAAUAAGAUUGGUGAUUAAGGAUUAUUAUUAAAAUUAAUGAAAGAAUAAGAUAUUAGAAAAUGCCCAAGUUGUUAAGCCUUAAUAUAAAGAAUUGAUGGAUGUUAUAGAGUAACUUGUUCUGUCUGUAAAAAGAGUAUUUGUUGGAAAAAUAAUAACAAGGGUGUUCCUUGUAUGAAGGUAUUUAAAACAUCUUCAGAAUGUUAUGAGCAUUUAACAAAAGAACAUGGUGGUUAUUGGUGA